Dreissena polymorpha is the source of this 9912-nucleotide messenger RNA. RefSeq names its product serine/threonine-protein phosphatase 6 regulatory ankyrin repeat subunit A-like. NCBI's taxonomy places the organism in Eukaryota, Metazoa, Mollusca, Bivalvia, Myida, Dreissenidae. The record is from RefSeq and is a predicted model, not a curated record. Gene Ontology annotation, molecular function: protein binding. Bases 93 to 3182 code for a protein of 1029 amino acids. The transcript is spliced from 28 exons.
UGGAGAUCGCAAUGUCAGAAUGAGCUGGAGCUUGCCAAUAAAUUCAACAAUAUUUUAUUAGUGAUUGAAUAACAAUUUGUAUACAAUUAUCAAUGCAAUUGAAAAUGCGUUUAGAAACGUUAGUAUUGCAACAGCUAGAGGAAGAGCCCCCUCUCGUCCAGGCCUGUUUCCAUGGCGACCCAGAUGAGGUCAGGGCUCUGCUGUACAAGAAGGAAGAUGUAAAUUAUCAGGAUUCUGAAAAGCGCACCCCUCUGCAUUCUGCUGCUUACUGCGGUGAGCACGAGAUAGCAGACCUUCUCAUCAUGAACGGGGCCCGCGUGAACACAAAGGACAACAAGUGGCUGACACCCCUGCACCGCGCAUGCUGCUCAAAGAGUGAGGAGACAGUAAAAGUCCUUCUGAAGCAUCAGGCUGACGUGAAUGCUCGGGACAAGAACUGGCAAACUCCUCUACAUGUUGCGGCUGCAAACAACGCCGUUCGCUGUGCGGAGGCCUUGAUACCACUCCUGACCAAUGUCAACGUCUCAGACCGAGGGGGCCGGACCAGCCUUCAUCAUGCUGCGUUUAACGGACAUAAAGAGAUGAUCAAAUUGCUAUUAGACCAGGGAGCCACAAUCAAUGCGUUUGACAAGAAAGAUCGCCGCGCCAUCCACUGGGCAGCUUACAUGGGCCAUGUGGAAAUAGUCAAGUUACUGUACGAACACGGGGCUGAACUCAACUGCCAGGAUAAACAGAUGUACACACCACUUCACGCGUCAGCCUCCAGCGGCCAGGUUAGCGUGGUUAAGCUACUACUGGAACUCCACGUAGAUGUGGAUGCGGUGAAUUGCUAUGGCAACACGGCGCUACAUGUGGCCUGUCACAAUGGGCAGGAUGUUGUAGUCACCGAGUUGCUCGAGUUUGGCGCUCAGAUUAAUGCUGUUAAUAACAUGGGUUUGACCCCACUUCACUAUGCAGCAGCAUCCACACAUGGAGGUAUAUGUCUAGAAAUUCUGGUCACUCAGGGGGCGUCAACCAAGUUACAGUGCGAUGACGGCCGAAACCCAUUACACAUGACUGCACUGCAUGGACGUUUUACUCGUGCCCAAACUUUAAUUGAGCAUGGGUCCGAGGUAGACAGCUGUGAUAAAACUGGUAACACACCACUACACAUUGCUGCGCGCUACGGGCACGAGCUUCUCAUCAACACACUCCUGGAGAACGGAGCUGAUCCCACCAGGCGCGGUGUGUACGGUAUGAUGGCCGUUCAUGUUGCCUCCUUAUAUGGACACAUUGACUGCGUCCGCAAACUUCUGUCUGUGAUGCCUCAACUGGAUCUCAAUGUACCUGAUGAUUGCGGUCGCACGUGUCUACAUGCAGCGGCUUGUAGCGGCAAGGUAGAUGUGGUUGAGUUACUCAUUAAAGGAGGAGCCAGCGUGAACAUUGAAGACGCUGGGGGCAGGUUCCCAAUUCACUAUGCAUCAGCCAACGUGCACAGUCAAUGCUUGUUGACACUUCUCACUGCUGGCAGCAUUGUCGACAGCCAGGACCAUGCAGGCUGCACACCACUACACUUUGCUGCUGCAGCUGCUGCUGAAGAUGAUGCCAAGGUGUUAGAGUUACUGUUAAAACACGAGGCAAGACCGGGUCUGUCUGACAAUCAGGGAUACAAUGCUAUACACUAUGCAGCGUUGAAGGGGCACCGGUUGGCACUGGAAAUGCUUCUUGACGUGGCAGCCAUCAAUCUAGUAAAGGGUACUGCACCGUUCUCCCCUGCUCAUUUAGCGGCUUCUCGAGGUCAUAACGAUGCGCUCCACGUUCUGCUAGGCUGUAUAAUGAAUCUGGAUAUCAAGGAUGUGAACGGACGCACGAUGCUGGACCUGGCCUGCUACAGCGGUCACACAGAGUGCGUGGAGACUCUUCUACUGCAAGGGGCCACGAUCCUCGUGUAUGAUAACGUCGCGAGACGGACACCACUUCAUGCUGCAGCAAUCAAUGGUCACACAGAGUGUUUGCGUCUUCUCAUGGAAACUGCAGAUGACAACAACAUUGUGGAUGUGAACGACGCCAGGGACAGAACACCCCUUAUGUUGGCCGUAGAAAAUGGACAUGUGGACACGGUGUUGUAUUUGAUAGCAAACAGCGCGACGGUGAAUGCACGAGAUAUACAUGGACGCACUGCAUUGCAUAGAGGGGCUGCCAAUGGACACGAGGAAUGCGUGGAUGCGUUGCUGCACAACGGGGCUGACAUCUCCAUACAGGACAUGCGAGGUCGCACGGCCCUCCACCUGUCAGCCAUGUGUGGACAUGUGGGCCUGCUUGGAUCACUUUUGUUGAUGGGACCAGUGGAGAAAAUCCACGACAGACUGGGCUACACCCCACUCCAUUUUGCAUGUUAUAAUGGUCAUGAGGCGUGUGUGGAUCUUCUAUUGGAAAAUGAAGAACAUCGAAAAUUUACUGGCAACACUUUCUCCCCUUUGCAUUGUGCUGUAUCUAACGGGAACGACAGCUGUACUGAGCUACUUCUGGACACGCUCGGUGAUUCCAUAGUGGAUCUUGUGGAUAGCAAGGGCAGGACUCCGGUGCAUGCGGCCUCAUUCAGGGACCAAGUGGAAUCGUUGACGUUACUUCUGGGUCACCGUGCGAGCGUGAACAAAGUGGACAAGCUGGGCAGAACUCCCAUAAUGCUGGCAGCUUCCCAGGGGCACCUCAGCUCUGUCGAGCUGCUGUUACAGAGUCACGCUGAUCUGACUAUCAUAGAUGACACACAGAAUACCGCACUGCACUAUGCCUGCAUGCAUGGGCAUGAAGAGGUGGCCUUAAUCUUGCUGGACAAAAUAGACGACCAAAAUGUGAUAAACAAGCCAAAUAAUGAUAUGAAAACGCCACUACACAUAGCGGCGAAGCAGGGUUUAACUCCGGUGGUUCAGGAUCUCAUCUCUAAAGGGGCCAGUCUCACAGUAGUUGAUAACAAAGGUUACUCUCCGGCGCUAAGUUGUGCGCCAAACGAUCGGGUGGCUGACUGCCUGGCUAUUAUUCUCGCUCACAUGUCCUUCGCUCCCUCUAUGUCGAGUACUUUCUGCAGGUCAACACAUAACGACAAUAAUAACUCAACCCUAGGUGGAACUAGAACUCUUGAGAUACCCCACAACGAUAGUACCAAAGAACAAAGUCUACCAAGCUCAGAUUCUGAAUUCUACUAAACCCCAUUUAGCUUAUUUUGCAAGAUAUAUUGUUGUUUUGUAAUCUUGUUCACUUUGUAUUACACAAUUUUGCAUAACCAGAGAAGUAAAUAUAUUUUUCUAAUUUUGUGUCUAAGUUACUUGGCAAAUAAUAAUGAGUUCAGUUUAAGAUUAGAGUAUUGUUCAAAUUUGUAUAAUUCUAGUUUCAUGGCACUUAAGAACAAAUCUUUUGAGGUGCAUGUAUUGCUUGUCUCAUGUAUAUGUGUGUGUGUGUUAAUCCAAUAUAAUAAUAGGAAGAAGCUGUUAGAAUGUACACAGAGGAUUAAAUUUAUAUUACACAAAAUAAAAACAAUAUAAUUAUCAAUAUAAUAUUUUUUUGGCUUUUAAAUUAUAAUGAAAACAUAAUUUAUUUUCAAUUUCAAUUCUAACACUUUCAAAACACUGCUUAACACAACAGGUAGAACUAGUUAAUUCUAAUGAUAUCUUGACUGAGCACAGUUUUGACCCAUUCCUUAUCAACACAUAUUGCCCUACCAGACUGAUUAGAGCACUGGACUACGUAUCCGAGAAUUGCAGGUUUGAUCCCCAGUCGGGCCGCAUAGCUUGUGUGGCAAUUGGUUAUUGGAAACCCUUCCAUUGCCUUUUCUAUCCUACCUCUGAUUCAAGUAGUGGAGUUGUCAGUUACUGAUCGCUAACUUAGGAAAAGUGUGAGUUGGUUAAUUGACUAGUGUUAUAUUAUUAAAAUACUGUUGAAAAUGGGGGGGGGGGGGGAAUCCAUCUGAACAAAAUUACAGGAAUGCUUAUGGCCAAUCAUUGUAAACAUUAUUACAGUAAUACUGCCCAACCUCUUUUCAACCUUGACCUAAGUUGAAUUGUCCUGAACCAAUAGAGGGUAUCAGUGUGUAUAAAAAACUGUCUCUUGUUCAAAGCAAGAUUGGAAAUUAAAUUAUGUUUUAUGUCCCCGGUAGGGUGGCAUAUAGCAUUUGCACUGUCUGUCCGUCCUUCCGCCUGUCCGUCCAAAAACUUUAACAUUGGCCAUAACUUUUGCAAUAUUGAAGUUAGCAACUUUAUAUUUGGCAUGCAUGUGUAUCUCAUGGAGCUGCACAUUUUGAGUGGUGAAAGGUCAAUGUCAAUGUCAUCCUUCAAGGUCAAAGGUACAAAAAACAAAUUCAAGGGAAGUAAUAAGCAUUAAAGGGAGAUAAUUAUUUGUACCUGCCAAAUGAUACAAAAAAAUAAAUCAAAGCGGCGCAGUAGGGGGCAUUGUGUUUCUGACAAACACAUCUCUUGUUUUUUAUAGACUGGACAUAGCCACCAAUCCACAUUAUAAACGGACCAUGUUAUGAAUCACUAGAUACGUACCGUUUUUCUUGCAUAUAUAUUUCCAAUAGUCUCAUGUAAUUCAGAUUUACAAUAACAAUUGAAUUAUUCUCUCCAAUCAUGACGAUAUAUGUGUUCCAUGUGGCCACAGAUUAAAAUGUAUUACCUAAACUGCCAUAAAAUCAAAGCAUCUUAUAUUUUUCAAGGCUCAAAUGAAAUUAAGUCAUUUCCUUCUCCCAAGGAAACUAAGCAGACAUGUCGCAUACUUGUUUUACGAUCGCAGUGAGAGAUAAAAAGUUACGGAAGAGAAUUUAUACGGAGGAAAAAACUUGAUAAUAAAUUUGAUAUUUUUUCUUGUAAAAAAAAGAGAAAAAGCAGGCUUAACUACUGAAACUCUAGAUGGCUAAAAAAGUAUUUUGUCGCUGGAAAAACAGCCUCUGUUCAUUGAUGCCUGAAUCAAAGGUGUAUUUACGGGUUAGCUGUAUAUAUCUUGUAAUUCAAUUGUUCACAGGAAGGUUUGCCUAAUAUUUGUAUAUGUCGUUAUUAUUGUAGUUGGGACCAGGCCACUGAUGUUUCAUUUCUGUGCCACUCAUUAAAUGCAUUUUGUUUUUAAUUGGUAUUAACAUUCUAAACAUUUCUUCUUACUAUUCAUACAAUUAUAUUGUAUACAUUUGAACCUGUUAUUAAAAAUUCUUGUACAACAAAGUUUACUUGCCAAUAUUUCAUCAGCUUUCUUGAUAACUGUUUAUUUCGAAAAUUUUAAGCAUUUGUUAACUUAAUUUCAAGUUAAUUAUUUAUUUUUAAGGGCACCGUUCAAUGCUUUAUUCAUUUGUGAUACAUGCUUUGUUUAGGCAGCUGAUGUGAUUCGAUUUAAUUCAGUGAUCACUCUUUCAAAAGAAAUACUCACUUUGCAUUUCAUUUGAUUGAAUCUGCUUUAUAAUAAUAAUAAUAAUAAUCUAAUAAUUGUAGUAGUAAUAAAUUGUAUACAUUUUAAAGAAAAGUAUAAAUGUGGUUACUGUUUGUAAUUCAAGAAAAUAUAAAUAGCAUUCAGUGGGAAAGGCAUUACUUGUUAGUUUUGAAGAAAUAGUUAAUAUAUACAUACUGACUUGGUGUGUUCUUAAGAAUUUCUGCUGAUAUUUUAAGUUUCUGUUUUUUUUUUGUAAUUACAUUAUAACAGACAGUACACAUGUAAUUAUUUCUACUUCUUUGUAGUGUUGUUUGUUUAUGUACAUAAAUGAAUGUCUUGGCAUUACGUUUAGAAAAAAAUAUAUAACAUGAAAUAUUUUUGUUCUAUUAUAUGUGUUAUUUGUUACUAGAUUUUCUAUAUAACAUGUUAGAGGAAUUUAGAGAUUUUAAUAACAGUUUGUUUCAUAUAGUUCAAUUGUUAUAUAAUUGAUAGGAUAUUUUUUCUAACUAUGUCCCCUUGUCUUGAGUACCGUAUAUGCCAUCUGUUUCCAAAUGUUGUAGAAAAUUAGUUUGCAUUAUAUUAAGGAAGCGCACCUUUAAUGAUUUCCCGCGAUUUCUUCGAAGGUUGAAGAGCCUACUAUUAGGUGCCGUAGCCUAGUGGUUAAGGCGAUAGACUAGAAAUCUUUUGGGAUAUUCCCGCGCAAGUUCGAAUCCUGCCGACGACGUAUACUUUUUUGCGACGCGUUUUAUUUAUUUUCUAACGUAAUUUGAUUUAAUAUGGCAUAUAAGCUAUAUUUAUUGUUAAAUGUGUUGCAAUUUUUAUGCACAUUCUUCAAUUAUUAAAAUUUAAACAACGUUAUGGCGAAAUUGGGUGAUUUACUGUUGAAAAUACGAGCCAUGCAUGUUGCAUUUUUAUUUUUAUUUCAAAAAGUAAACGGUAAAUCUGUCUAUUUCUUGGUAUUUUUGCUGUAUAUAGUGUUUCUAUAAAAACUAAGUUUCAAAUAUGACUUAAAUGAUACUAUUUUGAAUUUUAUGACACUUUGUUUUUAACCGACCCAAUUUUUACUUGGCUGAAAUCACUUACAUUUCAUGGCGCUCUUCCAUAGAUAAAAAUUUGUAAAAAAUAAAUGUCUGUAAAAGAAUACUUAUUUCAUCUUGUUUAAACUGUAAACACCUUUACAGCAUCUGUACACACCAACUGCAUGCCCAUAUUUGGAAAUUUGAAUGAAUAAUGGAACUUUUAUAUACCCCAGGAGUGAAAAUAAACUGGACAAAAGCCGAGCGUGGGCCCCCCCUCCCCCCCGCCCGUCUGUCGGUCUGUCGAUAGACCAGUUCAUUUCCAGUCAAUAACUCGUCAAUGGAUUGACCGAUUGGCUUGAAACUUCAAUGUUAAUUGGCCUUGAACAGUAGAUGACCCAUGUUAAAAUUGGGGUCACUAGGUCAAAGGUCAAGGUCACUGUCACAAUAAGUGUGAAAAUCAUUUCCAAUCAAUAACUCGUCGAAGAAUUGACCGAUUGGCUUGAUACUUCACAUGUGCAUUAGCCUUGGACAGUAGAUGGCCCCUAUUGAAAUUGGGUUCACUAGGUCAAAGUUCAAAGUAAUUGUCACAACAAGUGUGAAAAUCGUUUCCGAUCAUUAACUCGUUAACAAAUUGACUGAUUGGCUUAGUACUUCACAUGUGCAUUGGCCUUGGACAGUAGAUGACCCUUAUUGCAAUUGUGGUCACUAGGUCAAAGGUCAAGAUCACUGUCUCAAUAAUCAUGAAAAUCUUUUUCUGAUCAAAAACUCUUCAACGGAUUGACCAAUUCGCUUGAUGCUUCACAUGUGCAUUGGCCUUGGACAAUAGAUGACCACUAUUGAAAUUCGGUCACUAGCUCAAAGGUCAAGGUAACUGUCACAAUAAGUGUCUUAUCCUUUCGGAUCAAUAACACGUCAACGAAUUGACCGAUUUGCUUUAUACUUAACAUGUGCAUUGUCAUUGGACUGUAGAUGACCCCUACAGGAAUUGGGGUUACUAGGUCACAGGUCAAGGUCACUGUCUGAAUAAGUGUCAAAAUCGUUUCUGAUCAAUAAUUCGUCAACCAACUGACCGAUUGGCUUGAUACUUCCCAUGCCCAUUGGCCUUGGAAAUAAGAUGACCCCCUUUAAAUUGGGGUCACUAGGUCAAAGGUCAAGGUCACUGUCGCAAUAAGUUUGAAAAUCGUUUCCAAUCAAUAACUCGUCAACAAAUUGACUAAUUCACAUGUGCAUUCGCCUUGAACAGUAGAUGACCCUUAUUGAAAUUGGGGUCACUAGUUCAAAGCCCUCUUUGGGGGUGGGGGGCAUAUGUCUCCGACCACGGAACUCUUGUAUUUGAUAGCUUAAUAGCAGUGUUUUCUUUAGUGAAGUUCUUUUCAAUUUAAAAACUGAAGGGAGAUUUUUUAAAAGUUAGUUUUUCAAAGUGGACUUUUUUUUAAUUCACAUGUUUAUUAAUUCAUGCACUAUACUUAUAGCUUUUGUGUGAAUUGGAACUAUGAACAAGAGGCUCUUUUAAAAGUAACGUCCAAAGUCUGCUGUAUUCUGUUCAUUCUCAAAUAUUGGACUGUUCUGUUAACAUUAUUGUUUACCAAAAGUCCUGAUCUGUUUCGCAUACUUUGUUUCAACCCUGGAACAUUUUACAAUUUUUAGAUCUCCAUUUUUUUCUUUUCAAAAUGGCGGCAUCAUGUUUGUGGGGGCGGGGGAAAGAAAAUCCUUAUUUCAUUAAGGAAAAACUCAAUUGACCAAUCAAAAGUGCUGAAACUCAUACAGGUUUUAAAUAUUGUAUGCAUCUUCUGGGUUUAGCCACUGAUAAUGCUAACAAUCCAAAGAGAAACAUACCUUAACAGUUGAAUGUUUAUUUCUUGUGCAAACUGACAUUGGCCAAGCUAUGGGAAAACAGGGCUAAAGGUAUGUGUGUAAUGUGUCGUCCCAGAUUUCUUGUGCAAACUGACAUUGGCCAAGCUAUGGGAAAUCAGGGCUGAAGGUAUGUGUGUAAUGUGUCGUCCCAGAUUUCUUGUGCAAACUGACAUUGGCCAAGCUAUGGGAAAUCAGGGCUGAAGGUAUGUGUGUAAUGUGUCGUCCCAGAUUUCUUGUGCAAACUGACAUUGGCCAAGCUAUGGGAAAACAGGGCUGAUGGUAUGUGUGUAAUGUGUCGUCCCAGAUUUCUUGUGCAAACUGACAUUGGCCAAGCUAUGGGAUAACAGGGCUGAUGGUAUGUGUGUAAUAUGUCGUCCCAGGUUAGGCUUUGCAGUCCGCACAGGCUGAUUAGGGACGGUGCUUUCUGCCUGAACUUGAUUUCCUUUAAAGAGACCUUUUCACGUUAUCAUACAUUGACACAAAUAUUUUGUUUUUUCAGAUUAACCUUGUUUUGUAGUUUAAUGUUUUUACUAGGAAACAGUAAUACUGAACAUUUACCAUGCUCUAAAAUAUCCAUUAUAUGCAUCUUUUGACAAUUAGAAACCAAAACAUUGCAAAGAUUUACAAACGGGAAACGAUUGUAUAAUUUGGAAAGUUCUAGUGUUAUAAGUAUAUUUUGUGACAUUACUAGGAUUGCUUCUAUUAGGAAUGGAAUACAUGGAGUGUUAUGUAAGCAUGGAUGGCUGAGUGGUUUCAGCGCUAGACUUUUACUCCAAGGGUCAGUUGUUCAAGCCCGGGUGUAGAUUCCUUUUUUCUUUUUUUAAUUUAAUUUUAUUUUUUAUUCUGAAAUCUUUUAGUUUGGAUGUUUACAUUUAUCAAUUUAAAGCAUUUUAUGACACAUUUCCAAACUUGCAAAUACUGUCGAAAGGUCCCUUAAAGAAAAGAUUUCCUUAAAAAACAGAAAAUUGCAUGAAAGCGGACAGUUUUGCCCAGAUUAGCCUGUGCGGGUUGUGCAGGCUAAUCUGGGACGACACUUGAUGGUCAUGCAUUAAGCCCAGUUUUCCCAGAGCAAGGCUCAUAUACAAUGUGUGUUUUCACUGAUAUUGUGUUGGCUAUUGUUAGGUUGGCUAAGAUUGAAUUGUAUAAUAGACCGGUGUGGACAUGAUAUUAAAAUUAGCAGCAUUUUCUAAUUGAACAUUCCAUGCUUGGUUAUUUAUAAUUUGUAUUGAGUUUUUUAAUAAAUCUUUUGAUUAUAUGAUAUCCUGUCAUGAUUAUGUACUCAUUCUAAAUUCAAAUACAAACAGCCAUUAUCAGCUACAAGCAUUUUCUGUGUGUGUGUCAGAGAACAUGUAUGGGCCAUAAUCCUUGUGUUUGUCAUAGCCCUUUUCCACUCAGAAGCAAAGUGGAAAUCCAUAUUUCAUAGAAAAAACCUGGACAAUAACGGCCUUAAGGAUGCUUUGUAAAACAUAACGUAAAGUUCAUUAUCUUCAUGGACAAAUCUGGUGAUUUUUUUAUCUGAAGUUUGUUUUAAAAAUUAAAUUUUGGACAUUAUUAUCUUUUACCAUAUUAAUGACAUUCCACCCUGUCUAUAUAAUAAGUUUGUAAAGGACUAUACUCAGCAAUAUCAAACGGGUAAUGAUUUAAUUAUGAUAAA